This is a messenger RNA of Mauremys reevesii (Reeves's turtle), 1642 nucleotides long. Its product is annotated as protein kinase C and casein kinase substrate in neurons 2 protein-like. Gene Ontology annotation, biological process: plasma membrane tubulation; cytoskeleton organization; regulation of endocytosis. The record is from RefSeq and is a predicted model, not a curated record. The coding region runs from base 142 to 1356 and encodes 404 amino acids. Gene Ontology annotation, molecular function: phospholipid binding; protein binding. Gene Ontology annotation, cellular component: endosome; cytoplasm; plasma membrane. NCBI's taxonomy places the organism in Eukaryota, Metazoa, Chordata, Testudines, Geoemydidae. The transcript has 10 exons.
CAUCUUCCCUAACUGCUAACACAUGUUCCCUGCGCCGCCCGGCUCCACAUCAGCGCCCGACACCCCCCCACCCCCAGCCGCCCCGCGCUGCAGCCGGGCUCUGCUGGGCCCCGGGCAGCACCAGCCCCACAAGGUUGGACCAUGUCGGAGAUCUACAGUGAGGUGGCCGGGGAUGAGCCCCCCAGCGACAGCUUCUGGAUGCCGAACCGGUACCAGCGCACGGUGCGGCGGCUGGAGGAGGGGUCCCAGGUCUGCGACCAGCUGGUCGGCUGCUUCCGGGACCGGGCGCGAAUCGAAGGCAGCUACGCCCGGCACAUGGGGGCCUGGGUGCAGAAGUGGCGCCCCCUGGUGGAUGCGAGCCCCCUGUACGGCUCGGUGCGCCGGGCCUGGCAGGCCUUCCUGGACACCACGGAGCGGCUGGGCCGGCUGCACCGGGACACGCAGCGGGCGCUGCUGGCGGAGGAGCUGGCUCGCCUGCGGGGCUGGCAGCGGGACAACUACCACCGCAAGCUGCUGGGCGGCUUCCGCGAGGCCCGCGAUCUGGAGAGCGGCUUCCGGCGGGCCCAGAAACCCUGGGCCCGCCGCCUGCGCAAGGUGGAGAAGGCCAAAGCCUCGUACCACCGGGCCUGCCGCAAGGAGCACGCGGCCGCGGGGCGGGAGCAGCUGGCCCCGGGGGGGCCCCCCCUGGCCCCCGACCGCCAGCGCGCCCUGCGGGAGGAACGCCAGCGCCACACCCUGGAGACACACAAGGAGCGGCAGCACUACGAGCAGGCGCUGGCGGAGCUGAGCCGGGCCAGCCCGCGCUACGUGGAGGAGAUGGAGUCGGUCUUCGAGCAGGGCCAGGAGUUCGAGCAGAGACGCAUCGAGUUCCUCAAGGAGGCCUUGGCGGCUCUGCAGCGCCGGCUGGACCCCACCGCCCACCGCAGGGUGCAGGCUGCGCAGACCCAGCUCCGCCAGGCCAUCAGCGACAUCAGCGCCCGCCAGGACCUGGACUGGUGGCGCCGCCAGCGCGGGCCCGGCAUGGCCAUGGCAUGGCCCGAGUUCGAGGCGUGGAGCCCGGAGUGGGAGCAGCCGAGCCCCAAGGUGCCGCCACCGGGGCAGGAGGAGGAGAAAGUGCCGCUGCAGAGCAUCCGCCUGGCCCCGGGCAGUGCGGCCGAGGUGCCGGCGCCGGUUCUGGGCCAGCGGGUUCGGGCCAUUUACGACUACGCCGGGCAGGAGCCGGACGAGCUGAGCUUCACUGCGGGGGAGGAGCUGACGAAGCUGGAGGAGCAGGACCCCCAGGGCUGGUGCAAGGGGGUGACGGACGGGGGGCGCGUGGGGCUGUACCCCGCCAACUACGUGCAGCCGGUGCCCUGACCUCGGAGCCCCUCUCCGCGGGAGGCUGCACCCCGCCACCCACCGUCAGCUGCGGCAGGGAUGGGAAGGGGGGGCCCUGCCCAGCCCCCCCCAACAGCCAGCCCUCCCUUUCCCCAAUCCACAGGCCCAUCCGCCCAGGGGGGCUGUUGGGGGAGAGAUCUCAGGGGAGCCCUGAUAGCAGGUGACCCACCCACCCGCCCCCAGACUCCAUCUAUGAUUUCCCCCCCGCCCAGGUCCCCCGUGUCUGGGGCUCCCUCGGCUCCUACAGAAACAACAAUAAACACUU